AUGUGGAGUUAUCCCGCCGAGUCAACCGCGGCCGAUCCUCUCUUUGACGGCGGUGGUAUGGCGGACAAGGGAAUCGUCUUUGUCAACUAUAAUUACCGCACUGGCCCGUUUGGCUGGCUCGCCCAUUCCCAGCUCUCGGAAGAAUUCGAGAAGGUGACCGGGUCUAAUAGCUCGGGCAACUGGGGGAUGCUGGAUCAGUUUGCUGCCUUGAAAUGGAUUCAUGCCAACAUCGAGGCCUUUGGAGCCACUCAGCACAUCUUGUACAGCAAUUUGACCCGUGAUCUGAUUGUCGGCGCCAUCAUUGAGAGCGGUGUCCGGGACCCCCACGACCCCCUGUGCACCAGCCUCGCCGAAGCCUACACCACGCUGGAAGAUGCGCUGGGGGACGUUUCCAGCAUCGCCGAAGCCCGCAACCUCAGCAUGGAGGCAUUGAUCGACGGGGCGACCGGCACAACCCGUGAUGACACGAUCAUGUUUGAGGCCGUCCUGGAUUAUUACGCGAUGCCGGACACCUACCUCAACAUCCUGAUGAACGGCCUGGCUCAUGACGUCCCAGUCAUCACUGGAAACAACAAGGACGAAAAUGGCGCUACCUAUGGCCUUGAUAUUUCGCACGCGGAAUAUCUGCAGGACCUCAAUUAUGUGAAGUUUCAGUGCCGAACCGUGCAUUACUAA
Messenger RNA from Aspergillus aculeatus ATCC 16872, 675 nucleotides. RefSeq lists its product as uncharacterized. Lineage: Eukaryota; Fungi; Ascomycota; Eurotiomycetes; Eurotiales; Aspergillaceae. Bases 1 to 675 code for a protein of 224 amino acids. The transcript has 3 exons. The record is from RefSeq and is a predicted model, not a curated record.